AAAUCGCAGAUCGCAUGCGCCAGUUGGGGAAACAAUAGCAACAGGCGGUACAAGACUCCUUGCAUCCUGACAGCGGUUGACCGAAUUUUCUUGUAAUUAGCCACAAGCUGGGCUGGCUUUGCCAAUACCACGAAAUAGCUGCUAUGGAUUAGUAAACGAUUGGAUUUGCCAGCAUUUAAUUAAUGGAGAAAAGCUAGGACCCAAAGCUAGGAAUUUGCAGGAAUCAUUGUUUCUUGGCGCCAAUGAGUCGAAUGGUAAGCAGGGAUGCCCCGUUUUAUGCUCCAAUUGCGGCUACUUGAACGGAAAUGAAUAGGAAUGCCGGAAAAGUAGUGGCUUGGAAAAUCAUCAAGUCAUCAUGAAAAUGUGCAGCCUGUCAGUGGAGGCUAAAUGUUGGGAAAAAGGAUUACUGAGUGAAAAUUGGCUUACUCAUUAUGGGGGUUAAGGGAGACUGACAGACACUUAUUUUUUCGGAAUAUAUAUUCAAAGUACAACCUACAAAUCAAAUAUAAAUUCUUAGUUAUACACAACAUAUUUAACCCAUUAAGCCCCUCUUCAAGACCAUUUCAUCUUCAAAGAAGUUCCAUCAACUGAACCAGAUAUAUUUGUCAGAAUUUAUAUUUCUCCUUUAUUUUGAUUUUUUAAUAUGUCAAAUAAUGAAAGUCGAAAAGGAUCAGAUGAGGACGAGGAGGAUGAAAAUGAAAAUGAAAGCGAGAACGAAAAGAAAAAGAAGGAGAAAAAGGGAAAACCGCGGUUUUCCCCCUCACCAAUAAGGCCGGAUCAAAGCGACGACGAGGAAGUCAAUGUGACAUAUGCGGACCCGGAUGAUGUCCAGGAUAUGUUCACCAGACGCUCCUGGUGGCAGAGUCCGCCCGAUAUGUUGCCAUCCUCCUCGUGGGACGGUCCCGAUUACUUCGAUUUCGAUGAUCUGCUUCCGAUCAUUGGAGAGUUUGGUCGCUUCCAGCUUGUUCUAUUCCUGUUCAUGAUCCCCUUCGGCUACAUCGCUGCCUAUGUGUACCUGGGUCAGAUAUUCAUGACGCUGACGCCCCACAAGUACUACUGCUUCGUGCCCCAACUGACCCUGGUGCAGGGCGAGGACCUGCGGAAGAAGCUGUCAAUUCCCCUGGAGUCGGAUGGAUCCUUUAGCCGUUGCCGGAUGUUCGACAGGAACUAUACCAAUAUGCAUGCCAAAGUUGCCAACAACACACACGAUGUAGACGAGACGCUGCCGACCAUUCCCUGCCAGUACGGAUAUGUCUAUGAGGACAAAGAGAUGCGGUUCCACUCGGCCACCAUGGAGUUUGGAUGGGUGUGCGACAACGACAAGUACGCCACCUAUGCCCAGUUCAUCUUCUUCGUGGGCUCUAUUUUGGGUUGCGUGAGCUAUGCAUACCUAGCCGACCACGUCGGACGGCUGAAUGUAUUGGUCAGUAGCUGCUUCCUGGCCAUGCUGGGCAGUCUGGCCACCGCGGCGUCCUCGAACUUUUAUGCCUUUGCCUUUUGCAGAUUAAUCGUUGGGGCCUCCUACGACAGCUUGUUCACUAUGGUGUUCAUUUUGGUGCACGAAUAUGUGGGACCAAAGUAUCGCUCCUUGGUGGCCUUCAUUUCACUGGCCCUGUUCUACUGUCCCUUUACGUUGUUGAUACCCUGGAUGGCUCUGUGGACCGGUGAUUGGCGGAGGUUUGCCGUGUGGGGAUGUAUGCCCAUUAUCCUUGGAAUGGCCGCCUACUGGCUGCUGCCGGAAUCGGCACGCUGGCUGGUGUCGAGGGACAACAUUGAAAAGGCCGUAGAGAUCCUGAAGACGGUGGCGCGAAGAAAUAAAAUGGUGCUGCCAGCAGAACUGAUUGAUAGCUUCAAGGUGAGCUGUUCGGAGUUCUACCAAGACGAGAUGCAGGGACGCAAUUUUACUUUCCUCUCGAUCUUCAGGCGGCGCCGCUUGGCACGCUUUAUGAUCCUAAUGACCCUCGUCUGGAUGGCCAUAUCGCUGCUUUACGAUGGACAGGUGCGAGUGGCCAGUGUCCUGGAUACGAAGAAUCUAUUUGUCUACUUCACGAUAUCCUGUGCGACGGAUUUGCCCGGCUAUUUCGUGGUAUUCCUCACCCUGGAUCGAUUUGGGCGGCGUUGGAGCUCCUUUGCGUUCACGACCUUAAGUGGAGUCCUGAGCCUGAUCGGCUCCGCAAUGACCUCUUUGCCGUCCAUGAAGAAUUGCGCUUUGGCAAGUCGGUUCUUUGCCAACAUGUCCUUCAACAUAGCACUGCAGUGGUCGGCAGAAAUUCUGCCGACGAUAGUCCGGGGCCAGGGUGUGUCCUUCAUCCAUACGAUGGGCCUUGUAGCCCUUCUGUUUUCCCCACCGAUUAUCUACCUCAACAACAUUUCCUUUUCCCUGAUGCUGUUGGUGUUUGGAACUGUGGGUCUUGCCGGAGGACUGCUGUCGCUGAUGCUGCCGGAGACCCUUAAUCACGAGUUGCCCGAAUCCAUCAGCGAAGGCGAAGAUUUCGGUCGGGAUCAGAGGGGGUGGGACUUACCUUGCUGCGGCCACGGCAACCGAAAAUCACAACCCAGGCACUGGCGGAUGGGCUCCACCCUGAGAACCUUGUCGCGGGACGAGUACCGUUCCCCCAAACUCCACCGUCAUAUGAACAGGCCGGACGCGGUCGGCGUUUUGAAGCGGAGCAGCACCGUUUCCAGUCGCGAGAGGCUCAGCGAAAGGGAGAUCAGAACCAUACAAUUCAAUACUAGCAGUCAAUCAGAAUGAGAGCAGGGGUUAUUUAAGGACCUUUAGGUUUAAGGUCACAACGGCAUUAUUUUAUGGGGUUGUUUUAUAGCUUUUUUUUUAUAUAGCUCAGAAAACCUUUUUUAUUUAUAGGAUUUUAUUUGAUUUAUUUACAAAUUAAAUUAUUAUGGACACGUGAUGGAUAAAUAUAUGAUUUCAUAUGUA
Drosophila ananassae is the source of this 2935-nucleotide messenger RNA. Its product is annotated as beta-alanine transporter. The transcript is spliced from 4 exons. Gene Ontology annotation, molecular function: transmembrane transporter activity. Gene Ontology annotation, biological process: transmembrane transport. The record is from RefSeq and is a predicted model, not a curated record. Gene Ontology annotation, cellular component: membrane. The coding region runs from base 644 to 2752 and encodes 702 amino acids. Lineage: Eukaryota; Metazoa; Arthropoda; Insecta; Diptera; Drosophilidae.